This is a messenger RNA of Bufo bufo (common toad), 1050 nucleotides long. RefSeq names its product cysteine and tyrosine rich 1 (gene CYYR1). Lineage: Eukaryota; Metazoa; Chordata; Amphibia; Anura; Bufonidae. The coding region runs from base 196 to 660 and encodes 154 amino acids. The transcript has 4 exons. The record is from RefSeq and is a predicted model, not a curated record.
AAGAGGAAGGAGCAGGGAAUUCUCACACACACAAAGAAAAUCUGUAGGGGGGGACCCAGCAGCUUCACAGCUCUGCAUGAGGGAGGACACAGUCACAUCCAGCCAACUAAUAUAGGUUACUGUGCAUUAUAUGACGCUGACUCCUGCCUGGAUUUGCACGCCGUGCCCUCAUCCCCAGAGAAAUCCGCUGCCUGGAUGGAGCUGACCAGGGCACCCAGCCACACCAGUCUGCGGACCGCGCUGCUGCUCUCAGCUAUCAGCUCCAAAUCCUGCCUUGCAAACUGUGGAACAGACUGCAAAUCCUAUUGCUGUGAUGGGACUCCUCCUUACUGUUGUUCCUACUAUGCCUACAUUGGAAAUGUCCUUUCGGGCACAGCUAUAGCUGGAAUAGUGUUUGGUAUUGUCUUCAUCAUGGGAGUGAUUGCAGGAAUUGCUAUAUGUAUCUGCAUGUGUAUGAAGAGCAGCCGGGGGAGCCGCGUAGGGGUGAUUAGGACGGCACAUAUCAACACCAUCAGUUCUUACUCAGUUUCACCACCACCUUACAGCUAUGAAUAUGAGAUGGAGUAUCCUAUGGAUCUACCUCCUCCAUAUACACCAACACCCCCAGUGCCUUUACAAUAUUGUGCUCCACCUCCAUAUCCUGGACCACCAAGAAAAUAACAUGCCAAGCUGGGAUACUUCUAUAAAAGUGUUUUAAAGUUUUAGGGGUGACCCAUAGAUUAGAAAAAUUGCACUUUGUUUUAUUAAACAGCGCUGCGCUUGUCCAUGUGCAGUGAAUGAAGCUCAUCUCUAAUUCCAGACACAAUUCAUGGACCAUGGUGGCGCUGUUUCAAGACAAAAACAGACCCUUUUUUGCUAAUCUUGGAAAACCCAUUUAAAGAACAGUAGAAAGAUGCAUAGGAACAGAGAAGACAGGCGUCAACCCUCUGCACUGUCUGCAAUAAUCCUUAAACUUUCCAGCCUUAUAUCCUGAAGUGCUUGAACUCUGAUCUUAUGGACCAUCUGCAAUAUCUGCUCCACAUUUUAAAUACAUUAUUUAUUUUUCUGUGC